AAAUCUCCAGCAGCUGAUUGAAUCACUUGUUCAAAGGUGUUUGCAGAACAGGGAUAUUGUAUAUAGAUUGUUACCUUUUCUUGUGAUUUAAUAGAUCUAUAAACAAAUUGAUGGCUAAGCGACAAUUACCAGUUCUAAAAGUUAUUUAGUAAUGCUCUCAGCUGCUGAUUGCGAACCUUUCUGUGGUUAGACUGAUGCCGCCAUCGACCAUACAACUCGCUCAUGGUACUUCGAGGCCUGUGCGCGUGACUAUUAACCGCCAAUAUCCCUCCUUGAGUUUACAGUAUAUUUACUUAAUUGGUUUAUUUGAACGCUGUGAAGCAAGCAACCGAACAUGCGGCUACUGGCAUUUUCUAUGCGAGGUUUGAAAAUCUCCUUACGUUACAAGUCAGUAAUAAGCGCUGAUGUUGGCCGACCAUUAGCCAGGGCUUUGCCGCGCACCCUACAGGAAUACAAUGAGUUGGCAACUACCCCUCCAGCCCGACAGGGCAAGAUUGUUAAAGUCGCAGUUGUCGGUGAGCCAAACGUCGGCAAAAGUACUCUCAUAAACAGCCUAGUCGCUAGUGAUGUCUGUCCGGUGUCUAAAAAAGCACAUACUACCCGCAGGGCGAACCGCGCGUCAGUAACUAAAGGUCCAUUGCAGAUGCUUCUCAUAGAUACACCCGGCGCUGUGGGGAGUUUCCAUGCAAGUCGACAUCACCUGCCUAAUGCAAUGGUUGUUGCACCUUCAAAAGCGAUCGAAAGUCAAAUCGAUGUACUUGCUGUCGUGGUUGAUGCUUCCGAUCACUGGCGAAGGGAUUUCUUAUCAAUUGAAGUUGCACAAAUGCUACAGAAGCAUCGUAAUGAGGCUCCUCAUGCUUGCAGUGUCCUUAUCCUCAAUAAGGUGGACCGUUUAGAUUCGAAACGUAAGCUUCUGGCAUCCGUCGAGUCUCUGUGCGAAGGUGUUGUUGAUGGACGGCCUAUUAAAACGAAGAGAUCUAUUCCGAAACAAACGACGACAGCCUUAAAGACUCUCAUAUGGCAAAAAGAGAUGGACAGACAACAGGACUCAUCAGAACAGGCAAAUACCAUACCCUGUAAAAAACUAGAACCGCCUGAUCCUGGAACUUACAAACCGGAGUUUCCUCCGCGGUAUGCAUCAUGGCCUCAUUUUUCACGUGUCUUUAUGGUGUCGGCCACUCUAAAUGAUGGCGUUGAUGAAGUAAGAGACUUUCUGAAGGAACAGUCGCGGGACGGAAUAUGGGAGUGCCGGCCCGAAUUUAUUUACAAUCAAAAGCCCAAAGAGUUGGUAGAGGACAUUGCUCGUGAACGACUUCUUGACAACCUUCGAGAUGAGAUCCCUUAUGAGGUUAAACCACGAGUAGUUUACUGGAAUGUGGACGACUCCGGCUGUGCUCUUCAUAUCCAUGUAUCUAUCGAAUGCAUUAAUGAACGACAAACACGGGCUGUGCUCGGUUCCGGAGGGAAAACUGUCCGUCGAAUUACAGAACAACUACGUCAGCGUCUCUGUGAUGUGUUCCAUUGUGAGAUUGCCCUCAAAAUUGGUGUUGUAAACAAAAAGGCCAAGCCCCGGCCUAUCGCCGGACAAUCUAGAGUCGAAACGGUGUCCAGCUAAAUUCAAACAUCGUAGAAGAAUCCAGAAUAGUAUUAAGUAGAAUUAGUCACGGAGAGAGGUUUAUACAGCCAUGGAUUUAUCUACGACUUACAUAUGCAAAUAGAACAUAACUUGAAUGGACCUGCCAAUUGGAUAAAGUAAAAAUGUGUCUAUAAGUUACGCUGGAUUUAACAUAAAUACAGAUCGAUAUAUGUUUCAUAUUGAAAAUGCUUUUUAGGUAAAUCUACUAAAAAUCUUGAACAACAGAUAUAGUGAAUAAAAGAUCAUGCACAAAAUUUAAAAAAAUAUAAGUAUAGUACAUCUUACAAAGCAGAUUUGUAAACCACGAUGUGUUUAGGAUUUAAUUACUUUAGUCCUGUACUAAAAUUUAAAAGCGAAUCGCAGAAUACGGCUACUUCAUGAGCCAGAAAUAAAUAUUAAUAAUAUGUUACAUAAUAAAGCCUCCUAAAUUGA
Messenger RNA from Varroa destructor (honeybee mite), 2068 nucleotides. RefSeq names its product GTPase Era, mitochondrial. NCBI's taxonomy places the organism in Eukaryota, Metazoa, Arthropoda, Arachnida, Mesostigmata, Varroidae. Gene Ontology annotation, biological process: ribosomal small subunit assembly. Gene Ontology annotation, molecular function: GTP binding; ribosomal small subunit binding; rRNA binding. Gene Ontology annotation, cellular component: mitochondrial matrix. The record is from RefSeq and is a predicted model, not a curated record.